Molecule: messenger RNA, 1074 nt
Organism: Lizanozyma spartinae
Lineage: Eukaryota; Fungi; Ascomycota; Pichiomycetes; Serinales; Debaryomycetaceae
Exons: 1
Coding region: 1-1074 (357 amino acids)
Biological process (GO): magnesium ion transport
Cellular component (GO): membrane
Molecular function (GO): magnesium ion transmembrane transporter activity
Source: RefSeq, a predicted model, not a curated record
AUGGGAAUGGAUGACAAAUAUAUAGGGUUGGCGUUAGCGAUGUCGCUGUCGCUAGCCAUUGGGAUCUCGUUUAUCAUCACCAAAAAGGGACUCAUGGACACGGCAUCUCGGGGAGGACAAGUGGAGGGACACGAAUACUUGAAGAACCCAACAUGGUGGGCAGGAAUAGCUACCAUGGCAAUAGGAGAGAUUGCCAACUUUGCGGCGUAUACAUUUGCACCUGCGAUCUUGGUGACACCCUUAGGAGCCCUUUCUGUUAUUAUCGGGGCCGUAUUAGCUGCCGUGUUUUUAAAGGAAGAAUUGGGUACGUUAGGUAAGAUGGGAUGUGCAAUUUGUCUUAUGGGGUCAGUAAUAAUUGUGUUACAUGCUCCCCCAGAUAAGGAGAUUGAAACCAUUGAUGAAAUCUUGGGGUAUGCCACCCAACCAGGUUUCCUUUUCUACUGUUUUGUUGUGGGGGCCUAUUCACUCUUUAUGAUCUACAAGAUAUGUCCUCGGUAUGGGUCUACCAAUCCUAUGAUCUACAUUUCUAUUUGUUCGAGUGUUGGACUGAUUUCUGUCAUGGCCAUCAAGGCGUUUGGCAUUGCUUUAAAGUUGACGUUGAGAGGUAACAAUCAGUUUACUCACGUGUCUACUUAUUUGUUUAUGAUUGUGGUUGCUGGAUGUAUUGUUACGCAGAUGAACUACUUCAACAAGGCCCUAGACCAGUUUGAUACCUCCAUAGUCAACCCGUUGUACUAUGUGAUGUUCACCACGUGCACGUUGAGUGCGUCGUUCAUUUUGUUCAAGGGGUUCAACACCACGUCGGCCGUCAACAUCAUCUCCUUGCUCAUGGGGUUCCUCAUCAUUUUCAGCGGAGUUUACUUGUUGAACAUUUCGCGCAAGGACAACGAGGGAAGAGAACGCGAAUUGUUUGGGGUCCAUUCAGGUAAAGAUAUGGCUCCCCUUGAUAAUGGUGUUGGGGGCUUUUCCAUGAGAAGAUCAAUGCAGUUAUCCAGAGGGGAAGAGGAGGAAAGAGUUGGGUUAAGAAGGUUCGAUAGUUUUGAGAUCGACAGUGAUGAAGAAAGAAGACAGUAA